AUGGACCAAACAGAAGAAAGAAAAUCCAGAUAUGUUGCUCACCCUUCAACUCUUUCUAAGUCAUUCAAUAAUUGGAUUCUUGAGUUCAAAAAUUUGAAGGUUAUGAAGAAGAAUUCUGAGAAAAGGGUAGAAGAUCUUGAAAAUUUCAACACUAGGCUCACUCCCGUAUACGAGGCUAUAUUAAAAGAAAACAUCGACAUUGGUCAUACUUGGAUUGUUGUUGAAUCCAUGGAAAGAUUGUAUGAAGUCAAGUCUCCCCGGUCUCAUUCUGUAGAUCUGUUGGAGGGAACUUGUACGUGUCACAGGUGGCGAGUAAAUGGUUUUCCUUGUGCACAUGCUUGUGUUGCCAUUCAAGCUACGAGGGAGGAUAUUUAUUCAUUUGUUGAUCCAUACUUCACCACUGAAUGGUAUAACAAUACAUACCAGGAGAUCAUCUUGCCAAUCCCCAAUUAUGACAAGCCGCGGUCUUAUGAUCCUAGUGAUAGGGUUAUUGUUCCUUUUCAUGUUCCUCCACCUGGUAGACGAAGAGCACAACGUUUUAAGAAUACUUGGGAGAAGCAAAAGAGGCAUAUGAUGUGCACAAAGUGCUUCACCCUUGGUCACCACAACAGAGCUACUUGCCCCAUGAUUUGA
This is a messenger RNA of Papaver somniferum (opium poppy), 633 nucleotides long. RefSeq lists its product as uncharacterized. Bases 1 to 633 code for a protein of 210 amino acids. NCBI's taxonomy places the organism in Eukaryota, Viridiplantae, Streptophyta, Magnoliopsida, Ranunculales, Papaveraceae. The record is from RefSeq and is a predicted model, not a curated record. The transcript is spliced from 3 exons. Gene Ontology annotation, molecular function: zinc ion binding.